AAACUUUCAUUACUUUUUAAGUUUGAUUUGAUAAUUUGCGGCUGGGUAUUAUGUCACCUAAGUGACAAUGCUUGUCUCCUUUGCAAUAUGUCAAUAGUUGUACCAUUUUUCAGGGCCUGUGCUGGAAUAUUGUUGUCACCAACAGCCGCCUGUACAUCAUCCCGGCGCUCAACAUAGCUUUUUCAACUGGUGGAACACUAUUUUCUUUUAUACCUUGAAAGAUGACAUUAAGCCAGGUUUAUACCUGCUUGGUAUUUGCCAUGCUAGCAGCUCCAAAUGAUGCUCGAUGUGUACCGCUUCUGCCUAGAAUGGCCUGCAACCUAGAGCUAAAUACGUGCGCAAAUAACAGGUGUGCACAUUUUGCUAUCAUAUGUCCUGUUGGGAGUUAUGGACUGAGAUGUAAAGCAAAAUGUUCGAACCACUGCGUUGAAGGUAAGUGUCACCUAACGGAACGGGGUGCUGAGAUUUGCACUAAAGGCUGUGUAAAGGGAUGGAGAGGCAUCAGUUGUCUGGAGGGAUGUCCGUACCCAUGCUCGGAGUGUGACCGCGACACUGGAGCCUGUACUGACCAAUGUGGGGAUGGUUUGUAUGGAGACGGCUGCACCAAGGAGUGUCCAAAGUCAUGUGUUCGCUGUGACAAGGUGACGGGAGAAUGUAGUGCCAGUCAGCAUUCUUUGGCUCUCUUCAAGGGGUCUGGUACAGCUUGUCCGAAUGGCUACUACGGUGUUGAUUGCUCCAAACGGUGUACUCUUGGUUGCGAGAACUGUGACCAAAGGACCGGAGACUGUCUGCUGGACGAAACACAGACUGAGCCGUCAACAGCCCUGAAAAACAUUACUGAUGAUACAUCUUCAGUUGACAAACUCCCUGAAGUGAGAUCAUCUGAUGUGAAUAUGCUCAUGGUAAUCGGCCUGGGUGUAAUGUCGGCCUCCCUGCUGCUUAUCGUUGUUUUCCAGUGCUUGUGGUUCAGGAUGAGACGAAACCGACAGAUUACAGACAAGGAGGAUCUGAAAGAUGCCCACCUUUCUCUAAACGAGCCCAAGUACACUCAUGUCUACGAUGAAAUACCUGAAGAUGCUGAUGACAGUCGAUUUCCUAAGCAGAGAGAAUACCUCACUGCAACAUUCACCAACGAUGGGCUUGACCCUUCUCUGACCCACAAGAUCGCGGCAAGUGGAUAUCUUCACCCUCUUGGGAUCAGAGGACCGUACGUGGCCCCUCAUCUUUCAUAUCCCAAUUGUGCUCCUUUUGAAGCGUGAAUUAUAAUACACGUUAACUGAUGAUUGCUUGUUUAACGCCGCACUCAGCACUAUUCCAGCUAUACCUCGGUGGUCUGUAAAUAAUCGAGUCUGGCCCAUAGUUGCGUUACGGUUUGUCUGUGUGUUACAAACUUGUUAACAAACAUCAUAAUCUCAGACACACCUUAACCGAUAGAAUGCAAGUUUUGGCAAAUAUAUCAACGUAAGUUGAUAUAAACAUU
This is a messenger RNA of Haliotis rubra (blacklip abalone), 1480 nucleotides long. RefSeq names its product cell death abnormality protein 1-like. The transcript is spliced from 5 exons. The record is from RefSeq and is a predicted model, not a curated record. Lineage: Eukaryota; Metazoa; Mollusca; Gastropoda; Lepetellida; Haliotidae. Gene Ontology annotation, molecular function: scavenger receptor activity. The coding region runs from base 222 to 1259 and encodes 345 amino acids.